Spirometra erinaceieuropaei is the source of this 2814-nucleotide messenger RNA. The record is from the annotation of a GenBank genome assembly. Lineage: Eukaryota; Metazoa; Platyhelminthes; Cestoda; Diphyllobothriidea; Diphyllobothriidae.
AUGAACUCGAAACUCAUAUUCAUGUAUACCAACGCGCAAAGUGUACUUUCUAAACUGGACGAACUCCGUAUCCAUACCUACGACCUCCAUCCAGAUGUUAUCUCAAUAACAGAAACAUGGUUGUCCGAACAGGUUGAUGAUAGCGAGCUCAUGCUCCCUGGAUUUCAACUGUUCCGCCGAGACAGAGAAAAUAGAAGGGGUGGAGGCAUAGUAACAUUUGUUAAGAACGGCUUGCACGUUUCAGAAAAAACUGCCCAACUGACUUGUAGUACCGAAGCAUUAUGGCUGACCAUAAGGGCACCGGGCUCUCAAAGUCUCGAUAUCUUGACAGUAUAUCGCCCCCCGAGAAAUGACCCUGACGCUGAUGCCCAACUGCUGGAGGAGCUCAGAUUAUUUUCAACGCGGCCGACCACUCUCAUCGUUGGAGAUUUUAAUGCACCUCACAUCGACUGGAGCUCGGCCUCAGCCGACUGCUCUGAAGCAGCAUUCGACCAGCAGCUACUGCGUACCUCCGACAACCUGCUUCUCACACAACACGUAAUGUUUCCAACUAGAGUUCGAGAGGGCCAACAGAUGAACUGCCUCGAUCUUGUGUCCACCAAGUCGUCUGACAACAUCGACGUUGUGAAUUGCCUCCCCCCGUUGGGUCAGAGUGACCAUGUAGUUCUCAUGUGGGAAUACACGUUAUUCUCCCUUCCUACACAACCGCUCGAUUCCCGACCUAAUAUUUGGCGCGGCGAUUUCGAAAAGAUGAAAAAGGAUCUUAGUCCUAUCGACUGGGCAUCCACUCUCUCCGGCGAUGUCGAAGAGGCUUGGUGUCAGUUCAAAGAGUUAGUCCACAACCUCAUCUCCAACCACUGCCCAAUCAUGCGCAAAAGACUAACAAAUAGACCUCGCUGGUUGACUCCGUCAUUAAAGAAGGAAGUUAACAAGAAGAGGAAGCUAUGGAAAAGAUCGCUGACGGAUCGCACGCCAGAAUCCCUAAGCAGUUAUAAGUUACAGAGAAAUCGGGUCAAAAUUCUCAUCGCCAGAGAUAGGAAAGCUUUUGAAAGGAAUCUUUUGAACCGUGCCAUGAUUAAUCCAAAAAUCCUUUACAGCUACAUAAGACAGAGCACACGGAACAAAGAUCCUGUCCCACUGCUGCGAACGGCUGAGGGUGUGGAAAUCUCCGAUGACAAGGAUAAGGCUGAACAUCUCUCUCAGUUCUUCCGGUCUGUCGUGACAAGUGAACCUGCUUUUUCCUCACCCGCUUAUGAAGACGAUGAAACGCCUACCCUCGAAGCCGUCUUCUUCACCGAAACAAUUGUUCGGAAUGAGUUACUAAACCUAAAAGAAUCGACCUUCCCAGGCCCUGAUGCAAUCCCGGCCAAGCUGCUGAAGGAACUAGCUUCCGAAAUGUCCAAGCCGUUAGCCUUGAUCUUUCAAACUUCAUUUGUUACUGGAUGCCUGCCCUCUGACUGGAAGUCCGCUACCAUCACUCCGCUUUUUAAGGGUGGAAGUCGUGCGUCUGCGAAUAACUACAGGCCAGUGAGUCUUACCUCCAUCUGUUGCAAAAUCAUGGAGAAGAUCAUUAAGAAGGCCUUGGUGCAGUUCCUCGAACAGCACCAUCUCCUUUCUGAUGCCCAACACGGCUUUCGAAGUGGUAGGUCCUGCCUCACGAAUCUGCUCUUUACGCUCGAACGCUGGACCAAAGCACUUGAUGAAGGCAAGGUGGUGCACGCCAUCUACAUCGACUUCAAAAAGGCUUUCGACAGCGUUCCUCAUCAACGUCUCUUGUACAAACUGCGGAACGCUGGAAUUCGUGGACGCCUUCUUGUAUGGAUCCAGAGCUUUUUGGCUGGACGGUCCCAGAGAGUGCAGGUCGGGCGUCAACAGUCCUCAGAUGUAAGCGUGGUGAGUGGCGUCCCACAGGGCUCAGUCUUAGGUCCCACGUUAUUCCUCGUUUUCGUAAAUGACUGCGUCAAGGACCUAGACUGUGAUGCCAUCCUGUUUGCCGACGACAUAAAAUUGUGGAAAGUUAUUCACGAUGCGGCAGACGCAGACCACCUGCAAGCAAACUUGAACAGGCUCGAAGACUGGUCGAAGCGCUGGCUUAUGCCCGUCAAUAUAAGCAAGUGUAACUUUCUUCAACUCGGCGGCUUCAGAGCCCCCAGCCCCAGGACCUACUUUCUAAACGGCACACCACUGCAACAGGUUGACAGUCAGAAGGACCUGGGUGUAUGGAUUACAUCUUCACUCAAACCAACACUGCACUGCGCGAAGGCGGCUAAAUCGGCUACGGCCACAUUGCAAAUCAUUAGGCGAGCAUUUAUGGGUUUUGACCCUGAAUGCUUUUCCAAAAUAUUUGGCACCUUCGUGCGACCUCAUCUAGAAUACGCCAUACAGGCGUGGAGACCCUGGACUGCCAAGGAUUAUACCGUCUUGGAGAAGGUCCAGAGACGGGCGACCAAAAUGACACAAGGCCUGGGAGCACUGCCCUAUGAAACCAGACUGUCAAUCCUAAACCUGUUUCCCCUUUCCUACAGGCAAUUACGUGGUGACCUUAUACUAACAUUUCGCAUCAUCAACGGUCUAGACUGUUGUUUAGAUCCCACUGAUUAUUUCACCCAAGCUAACACGCCCAAUUUGCGCGGUCAUCCCUUAAAACUACGCGCAGGGAAAUCAAGAACCAAUGGACGAAAGUCCUUUUUCAGUAACAGAGUGGUUGCAGCCUGGAAUUCCCUACCUACCGAUGUUGUAACCUCCUCCUGUGUGAACUCCUUCAAGUGUAGACUUGACCUGCAUCAAUUACCACCCCCACAUCCACUCACAUAA